Molecule: messenger RNA, 1254 nt
Organism: Pseudogymnoascus verrucosus
Lineage: Eukaryota; Fungi; Ascomycota; Leotiomycetes; Thelebolales; Thelebolaceae
Exons: 2
Coding region: 212-1189 (325 amino acids)
Molecular function (GO): oxidoreductase activity, acting on the CH-OH group of donors, NAD or NADP as acceptor
Source: RefSeq, a predicted model, not a curated record
CUCAGCUUGGAGCUCGCAGGCCAGACAUUUUAAAUACAUAAAGUGCCCCGACUCGAAUGAUUAGAUAGCGAAUUAUAAUCCAUCGAUUUGAUUCUACUAUAUGAACCGGCUAUUCCUCUGGCCAGUCCUGCUUCCCACGAAGUGAUAACGGUUGAAGUCACAAUAUUAUAUCUCUCCUUUACUUCUACUGUGCCUCAGAAUUUUUUCCAUAAUGGCCUCUUCAACACUUGCAACUGUGGGCGUUUUGUCAAUUGGCGAGAUGGGCCUGGGGGUUGCCAAGUUGUUAAUAGCCCAUAACUACCGCGUUGUUACCAACAUCACAGGUCGAAGCAAAUACACUCAAGAGAGGGCAGAGGAGGGCAAAAUAGAGACCUUGUCAACCGAUGAAGACGUUGUCCGAGAGGCCGACUACAUCCUGUCCAUUGUACCUCCACGAGAUGCUCUGGCCACGGCUCAGCGGGUUGCCGAUGUCCUACAGUUCCAUAAAGGCAUACGUUCAACACCAUUGUACUAUCUGGACCUCAAUGCCGUGUCUCCGCGGAGCGCAAGAACCAUCUUAAAUCUGUUUCGAGAUCCCAACGUUGCUAUCCCUGUUGACGGUGGUAUUUUCGGUGGACCUCCGUCACUCAAAGAUGCACCCACUGACGGCUCUGGAAAUUCAAGCUGGUAUAAACCAAAGAUCCCGACGUCCGGGCCUUAUAAGGUAGCCGAAUCACCAAAGUCAGGCCAGCAUCUUGCCGAAACCUUGAACAUUAGACACAUCUCCGAUGAUAUUGGCCAGGCUUCGGGCCUGAAGAUGUGUUUUGCAAGCACAAUGAAGGGGUUCUCUGGGAUACUCACUCAAUCUUUCACUACCGCUCAGCAACUUGGCGUGCUUGACGAGCUAAAGACAUUGUUGGGAGAGAUAUCUCCUGCAACUCUCCAUGCUGCUGAAAACUCUGUUCCUAGAGUGCCUCCAAAGGCGUAUCGUUGGGUUGCAGAAAUGGAGGAGAUUGCCGCCACAUUCUCGGAAGAAGCAGGCUUUGAAAAAGACUUGUUCCUGGGCGUAGCAGGGGUUUACAAGACAAUGUCGAAUGACACCGUGCUAGGACAAGAGAAGACGGGCUAUAGGAAGAGAGGAAGGACUGUGGAGGAUGUUGCGUCAGCGAUGAAUGAAGGGCUACAGGCAAAGAAGAAGAAGAGCGAGUAGAAGAGUUACUCAAUAUGCCAGACUGCUCACGUAGAGAAGAAUUCCAUGUUUUAUUUUUCUUAUAU